Molecule: messenger RNA, 1491 nt
Organism: Penicillium atrosanguineum
Lineage: Eukaryota; Fungi; Ascomycota; Eurotiomycetes; Eurotiales; Aspergillaceae
Product: NAD-dependent succinate-semialdehyde dehydrogenase
Exons: 3
Coding region: 1-1491 (496 amino acids)
Molecular function (GO): succinate-semialdehyde dehydrogenase (NAD+) activity
Source: RefSeq, a predicted model, not a curated record
AUGACCAAGUGCGAUUUGUUGCAGUUGAACGAUAAAUCAAUUCUCCACGAGGCCUCAUUGCUGAAUGGGAAAUGGGUGCAAGCCCAGUCAGGCAAGACAUUCGAUGUUGAAGAUCCCGGCUCAGGACAGAUCUUCGCAACCUGCCCUACGAACGAAGUUGCCGACGUAGACCAAUACGUCGCAUCCUCUCAAAAAGCAUUCGAAGCCUACCGAAAGGAGAACCCACGCACGCGAGCCAAGAUCCUCCUCAAAUGGCACGAGCUCAUCACCAAUGCACGCGAAGACAUCGCCAAAAUCAUGGUCUAUGAGACGGGCAAGCCCAUGACUGAAGCCCUCGGCGAAGUGGACUACGCGCUGGGUUUUGCAUGGUGGUUCGCAGGCGAAGCCGAACGCAUUCGAGGUUCAGUUGCUCAGCCUUCGAUCUCGGAUCGGCGCACAUUCGUCAUUAAGCAGCCCAUUGGAGUGAGCGUCGCUCUUGUGCCGUGGAAUUUCCCAGUGGCCAUGAUUAUCCGGAAGGUCGCUGCUGCUCUAGCUGCGGGGUGCUCGAUGAUUGUGAAGCCUUCGCCUGAGACUCCACUCAGUGUUAAUGCCCUUGCGGAUCUUGCUAUGCGCGCUGGGCUCCCCGCUGGCGUUUUAAAUGUUAUUUCCACCGAUAAUGAGAAUACACCCGCUGUCAGUGAGAGGCUUUGCAAGCACCCUUUGGUCCGGAAGGUGACUUUCACUGGAAGUACAAGGGUGGGCAGUAUUGUUGCGAAGCACUGCAGUGAAGGACUGAAGAAAGUCACGAUGGAACUAGGCGGCAACUGCCCUUUCAUCGUUUUCGAUGACGGAGACCUCGAGCAGGCUGUGAAUGCAUUGAUGAUUCUCAAAUGGCGCACUGCAGGCCAGGCGUGCACACAUGCCAACCGCGUUUACGUGCAAAGUGGCGUAUACGACAAAUUCACACGAAUGAUUACCGAAGCUACGACUCAGAAGAUCCGUGUCGGCCACGGAUCUGAUCCCUCGACCACAAUGGGUCCUCUGACGACUAGCCGUGGUAUUGAGAAGCUGGAGCGCCACGUGGAAGAUGCCGUGACGUAUGGCGGCAAGGUUCUCUGCGGAGGAAAGAAACCUGUGGGUUUGAAGGGAUACUUCUUCGAGCCGACUAUUAUCUCUGGUAUGACCUCAGAGAUGUUGACCACUCGGGAGGAGAUCUUCGGCCCCUUGUUAGGACUUUAUAAGUUUGAGACCGAGGAAGAGGCUGUUAAGAUGGCCAAUGACACUUCCAUGGGCUUGGCCUCCUACUUCUUCACUAAGAACGUCGAUCGAACUUGGAGAUUGCUCGAGGAUCUCGAGGCUGGCAUGAUUGGCAUGAACACUGGCAACUCGUCUUGUGCCGAGUCUCCGUUCGGUGGUAUUAAGGAGUCUGGCUAUGGCAAGGAAGCUGGCAAGGAUGUCGCGAUCGAGGAGUACUUGAUUUCCAAGACCGGAACUUUGACUAUUGGGGCUUAA